AUGACUUUACUCUAUAUUACUAAUGAAACCGUUGUAUAUUCCUUUAACGCAAAUUUUUAAUAGAAAGAUAGUAAAUUUUGAUAAUUUUUAUGCAUUAGAUUGGCAAAGUAAGGCAAGAUUCUUGGAUUGUGGAGAUAUUAAAUAUUUUGGAUAUUUAGGGACUCACAAUAGUAGCAUAAUUAUUUUAGAUUUAGAGCCUCACUCUCAUUACAGGAUUGAUGCAGAGGUUCUGAGGUAUUUAUUUAUUGUUAAAUCGAUAAGCAUUGACAGAUAUGCAGAGCCUAACUUUUACGUUGAAAAUAUUUUGGCAAAUCAAGAUAUAACUGUAAAAGAAGAUAAUAUUUUUGGAAAUUCGUCUCCAGAAUAAUUUUACUCAGUAUCUAUAGUUCGUACUCAUAAAUGA
Messenger RNA from Paramecium octaurelia, 403 nucleotides. Lineage: Eukaryota; Ciliophora; Oligohymenophorea; Peniculida; Parameciidae. The record is from the annotation of a GenBank genome assembly.